AUGAAGCGUAAUUUAAAAGUUUUGGCUCUAGGUUUAGGGUUAAUAGUAGCAGUCAUUAGUAAAAUAACUGAAGCAGCCGGUGCCUCAGAGUAUUUUGUGAGAAGUUUACCCGGAUUACCAGAAAAUGCAACCCUGAAAUCUCAUGCCGGUCAUAUUCUACUUGAUCAAGAAACAAAUUCAAAUGUGUUUUUUUGGUUGAUUCAUAAUCAGCAUAUUUCUGAUACACCUAAAUUUAUCGUUUGGCUUAAUGGAGGUCCUGGAUGUUCAAGCAUGGAUGGAUUAUUUCUCGAGAAUGGACCUUGGAGAAUAAAGCAAGAUCAAACAUUUGAAUUAAUCGAUGGAUCAUGGAAUGAAUAUGCAAAUGUAUUAUAUGUUGAUUUUCCUGUGGGAACCGGGUUUAGUUUUGCCAAUAGUAAUAGCUAUUUGAAAAAUGUUACACAGGUAUCCCAACAAUUCUUAUUAUUUCUUGAUGAAUUUUUUGAAAUUUUUCCGGAAUACGCCGAUGAUGAUAUGUAUUUAAGCGGAGAGAGCUAUGCUGGAACGUUUAUACCAUACAUAGCUUCUUCCAUUUUGAAAAGAAAUAGUGCAAGGAAGACGCCCGAGAAUAAAAAGUAUGGCUUAAAAGGUAUUGCUAUCGGCAAUGGAUGGAUUGAUCCGGCAUCCCAUUACAAUGCUUAUUAUACGUUUUCGGUUGAAAAAGGGUUAUUGGAUGGAGAAGAUAAAAAUACAGCUGAAAAGCAAUUGGAAGAAUGUAUGAAAGUACAAAAGAAAAAACCAGCCAUACAUUUAGAUAUAUGUGAACAAAUUCUUCAAACGAUCUUAAAACAUUCCAAGAACAAAACUGGAGAGAAUGAAACGUGUAUAAAUCAAUACGAUAUUAGAGAUCAUUCAGAUACGUAUCCUUCUUGUGGGUUUAGAUGGCCUUAUGAACUUUCUACCAUUACUGAAUAUUUAAGGAGGCCGGAUGUUAUUGGGGCCAUUCAUGCAGAACGACAACAAAUUGGAUGGGUUGAAUGUAAUCUUGGUAUUGGAAGAGAUUUUGAUAAUGAUCCAGAUCCACCCUCCGUCACAUUACUUCCGGAUUUAUUAAAACAAAUCGAUGUAUUAUUAUACAAUGGAGAUCAGGAUUUGAUCUGUAAUAUAAAUGGAAUGCAAGAUAUGUUGAAUAAUUUAGAAUGGAAUGGAUAUAAAGGAUUUAAGAACCAAACAGAGUUAUCAUAUUACGUCAAUAAUACACAAGUAGGACAUAUAUUAAAAGAGAGGAAUUUAACCUAUGUAGUAGUAUAUAAUGCAAGUCAUAUGGUACCUUAUGAUGCACCGGUAACUAGUAUGGACAUGAUGUAUAGAUUCAUCGGAUUAGACCAUCAUCUUGUUAAUAAAUGGCCUUCUACAAUUGGAAUAGAGGACAAUGAUUUAUCAAAUUCAAAUGAAGAAGAAAAUUGGGAUAGAUAUUACAAUGUAGGAACGUUUACACUCAUAUUUGUAAUAUGCGGAAUACUUGGAUUAGGAGCAUUUGUGAUUCGUAAUAAAUUAAGAAAACGUAGGAAUACAAGUCAAGCUAUGAAGGCUGCCGUGAUAGAUGAGUCGGGAGAAAUGGAAGAAUUGGUAAUAGAAACACCAUUGUUCCAAUCAGAUGAUGUGGAUCAUUUUGGAGACAGUGAACCGGAAGAUGAUAAUAAUGCAUCAUCAUCAAGUAGUCGUCGAAUUCGAGAAAGAAAUCAAGGUAGUAGAUAUCAAGAUGAAGAUGAUAUUAGAGAAGAAAGAAUGAGAUUAAGACCUAGAUCUGCAACACAGAAUUCAGCUAAAUCUGCUCUCCUUCAUCACAAGGCAGAAAAAUUAUCCCUUAAUUAG
This is a messenger RNA of Funneliformis geosporum, 1851 nucleotides long. The record is from the annotation of a GenBank genome assembly. Lineage: Eukaryota; Fungi; Glomeromycota; Glomeromycetes; Glomerales; Glomeraceae.